Macroventuria anomochaeta is the source of this 605-nucleotide messenger RNA. RefSeq lists its product as uncharacterized. NCBI's taxonomy places the organism in Eukaryota, Fungi, Ascomycota, Dothideomycetes, Pleosporales, Didymellaceae. The transcript has 2 exons. The coding region runs from base 210 to 605 and encodes 131 amino acids. The record is from RefSeq and is a predicted model, not a curated record.
CGGUGACGCUUGAUUGUUGAAACUUGAAACCUGCCAUGGCGAGCGCUAAACAUGGUGUAGGUGUAAGGCUGAGGGGGUACAUCAUAUAUCAGACAGGUGGAAGCUAGCUGGGACUCGUACCUGAUCUUCCAUCUAAUUCGAUUUACACAAGCUCUACCAUACCAACCGAACCGCAUUCCCAAGCAUAGAAGAGCAGAAAACCAGCAGUCAUGGCCAACAAAGAAGAGAAGCCUCAGGAGCAGCCCAAGGGCGGCGACCACAUCCCUACAGACACCCCGGAGGAGGAAGAAGACACCCAGCCCAAGGGCCUCCUGAGCAAAAUCGGUGACCCAGUCGGAAACGUUCUAGGCACAGCCCUCCGCCCGAUCGGCGCGCCCCUUGAAAAAGGCGUGACAGGGCCCUUGGGCAACGCAAUCGGCGGUACCACACGACCAGCACUCGGUCCCUUGCUGGGUGAAGAUCACGAGAAGAGCGAGUUGCUGGGCGGGAAGAACAAGGACAGCUAUGAGAGCAAGCCGGAGAGCGUGGCGGGGAAGGAGCAGACAGGGCAGAAUCCGCUGGGCUUGGAUCAGACGGGGCGGUGGGGGUUUGAGGAUGAGAAAUGA